GUCAAACUCCAGAAAUCCCUGGAGCAUCUUUUGAAGGAAAUGGAGGACCUGAAGAAGCGUGAGUCAGCAGAAAGGAUGAAAACCCAGGAGUGCAAGGAGACGGUGAAGAAAAAGCGGGAGAGGAUUGUGAGCGAGUUUGGGAAGCUGCAUCGGCUGCUGGUUGAUGAGGAGAAACUGCUGCUCCAGAAGCUGGAGGAGGAGGAGAAGCGAAUUCUGCUGACGAUCAAUGAAAACCUGGCCCGGCUGGUGGAGCAGAAGUCCUUGCUGGAGGAGCUGAUCCUGGAGAUAAAGGAGAAGACCCAGCAGCCAGCCGACAGGUUGCUCAAGGACAUGAAAAGCGUCCUGAGCAGGUGCGAGGGGGUAAAGCUCCAGUCCCCCAAGGCUGUGUCUGUGACCCUGAAGGAAAACUACAGCAUCCCUGAGCGCUGCCUGGGCAUGAGGGACAUGCUGAAGAAGUUCAAAGUGGACGUGACUCUGGACCCCGAGACGGCACACCCUGAGCUCACCCUGUCCGAGGACCGCAAGAGCGUGAGGCGCGGGAGCAAGAAACUGCUUCUGUCCCUCUUUGACAACCCCAAGAGGUUCGGCACCGCUCCGGUGGUGCUGGGGAGUCAGGUCUUCUUCUCAGGCCGCUGCUACUGGGAGGUGCAGGUGGGAGACAAGCCCGAGUGGGGCUUGGGGCUGUGCAGGGAGUCUGCCAGCCGGAAAGGCAUCGUCCUCUUCUCCCCAAACAAUGGCUACUGGGUGCUGCGGCUGCAAAAUGGGGGCAACUAUGAUUUUUUUUCACCUAUCUCCCCUCUGACCCUGAGCGUGAGACCCCGGCGCAUCGGGAUCUUCCUGGACUACGAGGCAGGAGAAAUCUCCUUUUACAACGUGAGCGACCGCUCCCAUAUUUACACCUUCACCGACAAGUUUUCGGGGAACCUCCGGCCUCUCUUCUUCCUGGGUGCCUUUUUGGGGGGCAGAAAUGCAGAGCCCUUGGUGAUCUCCUGGGUCAGGGACACGCAGGGGACCGGGUGCAUCGUCCUGUGA
Fulmarus glacialis (Northern fulmar) is the source of this 1032-nucleotide messenger RNA. RefSeq names its product E3 ubiquitin-protein ligase TRIM39-like. Lineage: Eukaryota; Metazoa; Chordata; Aves; Procellariiformes; Procellariidae. The transcript has 5 exons. The annotation marks the transcript as partial. Gene Ontology annotation, molecular function: protein binding. The record is from RefSeq and is a predicted model, not a curated record.